This is a messenger RNA of Anthonomus grandis grandis, 5953 nucleotides long. Its product is annotated as probable E3 ubiquitin-protein ligase makorin-1. The record is from RefSeq and is a predicted model, not a curated record. Gene Ontology annotation, molecular function: ubiquitin protein ligase activity; metal ion binding. The transcript has 7 exons. Gene Ontology annotation, biological process: protein polyubiquitination. Lineage: Eukaryota; Metazoa; Arthropoda; Insecta; Coleoptera; Curculionidae. The coding region runs from base 335 to 1708 and encodes 457 amino acids.
AAAUAAUUCAUCAAGACUUAAUGCGUCCAAAGGAGUGCCUAAUUCCAUAAAGUUAAUGUGAUGCUUUUUUUCCGACAUGAGGAGCAUUUCUUGUCCCUGUGAAGUUUAGCCCUCUAUGAUUUACGGCGGAUGCGGAUGCACCGUGUACUCAACCAAGCGAUUCGAGCAUUUGAUUGCAAUGGCAGUGGUUGGCUGAGUGGUAGUGACGGUUGUCGUUGUCUUCAAUUGUCUUGUUGUGGCUGCACUUUAGGUCAUUGCAUACGAUUAUCCGAAUAUUCGACAAAAUAGCAUGCAGCCAUAAGUUUGUCCUGAAGAAGUAGUUUUUUUCCUAAAAAUGGCGGACCGCGAUUUCGGUAGACAUUAUCCCUUUAGCCUAUCUGUUAGCGAAGCUAGGCCCUCACAGUACCGCAAAUACUGUCUUUGCUUUUUCCAAUCCAGAGCUUGUCCAAAUGGAGCAAACUGUCAAUUCGAGCACAAAUUACGACAUGAAGUGGAGCCAAUAGCAUUUUUACGAGGUUCUGAUUUUUUUUUGGGACAGGCACCAGUUUUAACCAAUCAGAGAUCGUGUUAUUUUCAUAAAAUAGGUGCAUGCAUGUAUAAGGAGAAAUGUCGUUUUUUACAUGACAGUGAGCCUGUGAGAAACAAUCAGCAGAACAGUGGUCAGGAACCAACUACAGAAUGUGAUAUUAAUAAUGAACGUAAUGCAAACCAGCCUUCAACUUCUUCUCAACUUGAAGAAAUUAAUUUAACUUUGGAAGACUCCACUGAAGACCUUGGCCGCACUAAACGUGAAAACGAAGAGGCACUUGCCGCGGAGUCUGAAGUAUGUAAAAAGAAUUGGGUCGACGCACCAGAGUUUGUUCCCAGGGGCCCGAUGCAACUAAAAAGUUAUGCACAAGCCCUUAAUCCAAAUGAAACAUUUGAAAAGGAUGGUAAAGAGACGCGCAGGCUAUGCCCAUACACAACUAAAGAUGGAAUAUGUGUGAAUGUCGCCACAUGUACCAACGUACAUGGCGGUUUUUGUGAUAUGUGUGAAAGAUUCGUUUUACAUCCUUAUAAUGAUGACGAGAAGAAAAAACACCAACAAGAAUGCAUUAAGCAGCACGAAAAAAAUAUGGAAUUAUCCUUCGCUGUCCAACGAUCUAAAGAAAAAACAUGCGGUGUAUGUUUUGAGAUCAUUAUGGAGAAACCUUCAGGGGAACAAAGAUUCGGAAUUUUGCCCAACUGCAGUCACUGUUUCUGCUUGACUUGCAUCAGAAAGUGGCGUCAGGCCCGACAGUUUGAAAAUAAAAUUAUAAGAGCAUGUCCCGAGUGUCGUGUAACAUCAGACUUCGUAUGCCCCAGUAUGUACUGGGUAGAUACAAAAGAAGACAAAGAAAAAUUGAUUGAGGAUUAUAAAAACGCUCUAUCUCGGAAGGAUUGCAAAUACUUUAAAAGGGGAGAUGGUAAAUGCCCCUUUGGCAACAAAUGUUUUUACAUGCAUGCCACCGCUGAUGGAAAUAGGAUUGACGUCGGUCCACCUCCACGACAGCGUCGACAUAGAAGUAAUGACAGUGAAUUUGAUGUACUUCAAGUGAUGUUGUGGGACUUUCUCGAUGAACGAGAUUUCCCCUGGCAAUCCCUGGCCGACGACAUCGAAGACCUUGUUGCGUUCUUCACAGACUCCGAUGAGUCAGAUUGGUCAGAUUAUGAGCUGUUUCUCGAUUAGUCUUUGCAGAUAAUGUUUCAUGUUUAUCCCAUUCACUUUGGCAAUUUUAUACGUAUCUACUUCUAUAUUUUUCAGUAUGAUAGAGAUGAACAUGAAACAAUUUUAUAAGCCGAAGUGAUUGUGCAAGUAGCAGGAGAUACAAGAGUGUAAAAACAGUAAAGAUGCGCCCUUAUGUUAGAAAGGUUUAUUUUGUUGGUUGAUUUGUUGCAGCAAAUGUGUAUGAAUAAGACAAGCAAAUUAAUUUCUAAUGAACUUUACGUUUAUUCUUCAUAAUACCUUGUAUCUUCAAAUAAAUAGUAUCCAAUUAUAGACUCUAUAUUCAAAUGUAUGCAUAUAGGGGUCGAUUGGUGGAUAAUCCUUAGAGGUUUUUCGUUCGAUUCUAGUUUUACGGUUUUAUAAUUUUUUAAUUUGUAUCCCUUAGCCUUAAUUUAAAAGAGAAAAUGCAAAUUAAAAUUGCUUUAGUUGAGGCUAUUCAUAUAUUUAAAGUUGAACUUGCUUGAGUGAUAUUAGAAACAAUUUUAUUAACUUGGUUGUACCAGUUUUAGCUUUUAUUUGUUUAACGAAGAGUUUAACGUUUUUUUUCCAACAAAUAUUGAUUCAUUGUCGGUAGUAAUAAAGAAAUAUCUUUAAUGAUGGAAAAUAGGACGACAAUAGAUUAUACAAAUCGACCCAAGUGAUAUUUUUAUAGACUUGGGUCGACAACUUUUAUUUCUUUCUGCUUAGCGUUUUGGGUUUUACAACUUGGUCAUCAUUAUAGAUUGUUGUGAAACUUUUCCUAAUAUAUAUCAUCUCUUUCCUAUACUCAGUAUUGUUGUUUUAGUCAUUUCAUGCUAUACCAAGAAUGUUUAUUGAAUAUUUGAUAGUACUCGGUGUGUCCAACGCAGCACGUUGGUUAUAAAACAAAAUGAUUUAAAUUUAACACAAUGUAUUUAAUAAUCAAGGUAUAAUCUUUUUCAAUUUAUCUUUUAUAAAUCUAAAAUUUUACUCAAGCAAAUAAUUAAUAUUCUCAUUCCUUUGAAAACUGAAAGAUUUCUAAUUACUAACAAAAAUGUAUCAAAUUAUUCUUAAACACGCUACAAAUUAUUUCAAUAAAUGUUUUAUCAGAUUUAUUAGAUCAAUUUUUCGAAAAUCGCGAAAGAUUAACGCAGUUGUUUUAGAAUUUUGGUUUUACAGUUGGUUAAAGCCGAGCUUUUAAAAAUCGGCAUAUUUUUUUAAUUAAGACUUAAGAUGAGACUUAUUAGGUGUUUAGGAAUAAAAAAACUUAGCCACUAAGAAUUAAUUUGCGUUUUUUCGACAAAAAAAAAAUCAUGCAAUAUACACUUUACUUAGGUAUUUAUUAUGUAAAAGUGGUGUAUAUGAAUUUACUUUGGUUAUCCACCGCCCGUAUAGAACUGAAAUCAGUGGGUGCCACAAUAAAAUAAAAUGUUUUGUUAUAGCUGUUGGGUUUUACUUUUAUUUAAAUUCAUACAGUAAAAUCAUUUAUUUUUUUAGUUGUAUUUUUAAUAAUUAACUUAGGUGUUUUUUACGUUAAAUAUCUAUCUUAUAAUAUAUCGUUUGUUGGUUUUGACGUCUUUGACUUUACAGUUUUUAACGGAAAAAUUUGUCAAUUUAUUAGUUUUUAUUUCAAAUUUGCUAUGCGUUAAGUACCUAACUAAACCUCCGUAAUACAAAAGUUGUAAACUCAAAAACGUCAUUUGUUUUUUUAUGUUUGCUGUAGCUUACGUUCAUUUUCGUUUUGUUUUUUAGUCAUUAGAUUUAGAUUAGUUUAGUUCGUUUCGUUCCUUUUUUUAUUACGUAUUGGUUUGGAAAGGUAGGACCCAAUAUUCUCUUCAUCCAGUUUCACAAAAUCUGUGUUUUGGGUAUAUUUUAAAAUAUGUCUAUAGAUCUUUCUUCUUGGUGUUUAAGAUAUAUCAUUGCUUUUAAGUUUGUUUAAAUGUUCGUGAUUUUAUUUGCAGAUCGAUGUGAAAAUAAAGCAACACCAAAAUCGCUUGUUUGAAAAAAGGCAAAGGAAUUUUGUUCAAAUUAGGACACAUCCGUGCAAAAAUCGAGUACACCAUUCCAGUUACCAGGAAAAUUAGCUCUAAAAGUUUCCCGCAGCAUAUGCUAAGCAAUUACAAAAUUAUGAAAGAUAUUAGAGGUUUAAGAAAUUCUUAAUAAUUUAAAGGUACAAGAUUAAUAAUAGGUAGGAAAUUAAAAAACUAAAAUCUAUAGUACCAUCUAAAUAAAGUAAAAUUUGUGAUACUGCGGUAGCACCUAUUGUGUGUUUAGGACUAAGCUGAUGGUCUGAUAAUAUCUGGGUGGGAAAAUAGUUUGUAAAAGCUAAGAGGUAUUUCAAAAUUCUUUAUGAGCCAUUCUUUUGUCAAAUUAAUGUUUACAUACUAUAUUAUUGUUUUGAACACUCAUUUUUGCACUGGUUUUUUUUUUUAACAAUUGGUGUUGCUAUCUAUUAUUUUCACAAAAUUACAACUCAUAUUAAAAGUGUGGACUACCGUUACAUUUGGCCUAAUUUAGAUAGCACCACUAUCACAAGUCUAAACUAAUAUUAGGAUUUUUUGUGAAGUUGCUAUUUAUUAAUUACCAGCAAUUUCUAUGAUAAUUUGAUGUUUAAAGCUCCAGCUGGUUACAGCGAUGCUGGCAACUAAAAUAAAACUUGGAUUACUUUAUGUAUCUAUCGCUCUGUUUGUCCUUUGAAAACAAUUCUUGUUUUGCUUACUAGACGAUGGUACUUUCUAUGUUUUUGUGAUCCUAAAGAUAUAUGUUCAAACGAUUCAUAUAUGUGCCCUACUUACUAAUCUCUAGAUGUUUCAAAUAUAAAUGUCUGUAUUUUCGUCAAAAUAUCUAUGUGUAUCAACUGUUCGAUGGCUAAUUAGAAAAAAAGCUUACUAGCUAAAAAAUUUAAGAACACUGAAGAUAGGUAUUUUGAUCAUAAUUUUUUACAAGUCGUUUGAUAACAAUUUCCAUCUGUGAAUAACGCAUAUAUUUGCAAUUAUAUCAAUAAAGAAAUGGAAUGAAAAUAAAGACUCAAUUAAUUAGUAUGUAAUUUUUUGAUUAAAAUAUCUGUGAUUUUUCGGUGAUUUGUUAUUUUUCGAUUACGUAGUUAUGGUAACUAGUAUAUGUGGUGGUAUAUGUCAAAAAUAAUAUGUGUCUUUUAAAAUUAUUGGAGGAUAGUGAGCCUUUUAGUUAAUUCAAGAUAUUGUUUGAGACAUCUCUAAAAAUCUUUAAAAUAGAUGCUGGAACGGAAAAACCUUAAAUUUAACACAAUAAGCAAUAACUUCAGGUUUAGAAAUAAAUUCUUACUUAAAAACUUAGAAACAUCAAAUACCAGUUAGUAUGCUUUGAAAUGAAUGGAAAAUUAAUUCCAUAUUUCUGUUUAAAUCAUUAUUUGAAUGUACCGAAUGAAUUAAAAGCAUGAAUGGAAUAGUUGAGUAAUAUUAUGCUAUUUCUGCCAUCAAUAUAAAUACGGUCCUCGCAAUAUAAAAAAAGAUUUUAUUCUGGACUAUUAUUAUUAUUAUUAUUAAUUGUCAAUUAAUCAACUCAAACAUUAGAUUAAUGAUGAUAUUAUAAUAUUUUUAUCACCUUAAUUUACCUGAAUAAGUUUUUUUCGUUGUAUAACCAUCCUAAGGGGAAUAUGUGGCAAAAUAGAUUAAUUUAUUCAACUUCCUAAUUCAAGAAUAAAUAUAUUUUAAAUUUAUUCCUGAGCUCUUAGCAUAUAAAAGAAGAAAGGGUAUUUAUUGUUGCUAGAUAUUUUAUAUUUUAUUAAUGUUUAUAUAUAAUUCAUUUUAUGAGGUUUAUUAAGCAUUAGGUACUUUUCCUUUCAUAGCCUUGUGUUGUGAUAUUAAGUUAUAGAAAAUUAAUAAAAAGGCUUCUUUAGAAAGGUUAGCAAAUUGAUGGUUGUAAUACGUUAUUUUUUAAUCUAAAUCGCAAACUCUAGGUCCACAUAAAAAUAGCAAAAUUGAUUUUUGCUAUUUAUUUACAUUUUAGUAAAUAUUCAUUAGUAGAAUAACAAAUCAGUAUCCUACUCAACACUUUCCACAAAAAAACACCUAACCUAACCUAAGGAAUAACCUACCUUUUAAAUGUAACAAUUUUAACAUAUUUGAUGUUUUUUUUCCAAAUCAAAUGCUUCCUUUGAAAUUGUACGCAUUAUAAUAAAUGUUGUAAUUCCUCUUUUAAACAGGUUGAUUGUCAUCCACAUUUAUGUGAUAGGUGGUAAAAGGAGUACGUAAUAAAAAAGUAUAAUUAAAA